AUGGUCACCGAGAACGGUGUACGAAAUCAGCUUAAAGUACUGGACAAAGACAAAACUACUUCAUGUUAUCAAAUUAAGCAGAAAGUUGACGAAAUCCUUGCAACCUUAUCCAGUGAAGUUAAGAACGUUUAUGAAAAACUCUUGGAAGCCGAAAAGAUGGAAGAAGAAGCAGAAUAUGAAUAUAAAAAAAUCAAAUAUAGAAAUCAAGGUUUAAUGAAAAAAGUUGAAUAUAUUGAAAAAGCUUAUGCAAUAAAGAAAGACAUGUCGUUAUCAAAAGGUGAACGAAAGGCUAAGCUUCGAGUACUGAAGCAACAAUUUGGAGAGGAUUAA
Messenger RNA from Dracunculus medinensis (Guinea worm), 330 nucleotides. NCBI's taxonomy places the organism in Eukaryota, Metazoa, Nematoda, Chromadorea, Rhabditida, Dracunculidae. The record is from the annotation of a GenBank genome assembly.